Messenger RNA from Cyclospora cayetanensis, 1152 nucleotides. RefSeq lists its product as uncharacterized. The record is from RefSeq and is a predicted model, not a curated record. The coding region runs from base 1 to 1152 and encodes 383 amino acids. The transcript is spliced from 6 exons. Lineage: Eukaryota; Apicomplexa; Conoidasida; Eucoccidiorida; Eimeriidae. Gene Ontology annotation, molecular function: protein-phosphatidylethanolamide deconjugating activity.
AUGGUGCUCGAACGCAGCUGGAUCGCAAUCACUAGCGAUGUGGGGUGGGGGUGCACCAUCAGAGCAGCGCAAAUGCUGCUUUUACAGGCACUAAGACGGCAUUUUUUCGAGGCGGGGCCGUUUGCACAGCCAGCUGCUGGAGAGCCUGUCGCUCCUGAGAGGCAUCUCGGCGAUGAGAGUUUAUUUGUAGAGCAGCAGCAAGAGCAGCAGCAAGAGCAGCAGCAAGAGCAGCAGCAAGAGCUGCAUCUGUACGGGAAAAUGGCAGCUGAGGAGGCGCUGCUGCAGCAGCGCCAUCCAUCCCCCUUUCCAGAUUCUCCGUCAGUCGUAGAAAUCGCUGCAGCCGCUGCAUUCCAAGCAGCAGGAGGACAAGAAGGAGCUGCACUGUCGCUUGUCGAGUCAGCAUCGAUUUCUUCCCAUUCCAGCGCAGCAGCGGCACAUGCAGCAGCUAGCCACCAGCGUUUGCCUCUCGCAGCAGCUGUCGAGGGUGGUGUCGAUCCUGCAGAAGCAGCAGUCCUUCUUUCCGAGGUUGCGUCGAGCGAAGGCGCUGCUGCGGCAGGCGUUGUGGGAAGCGCAGCCACCUCCUGCCCUCGUGUUAGACAGAGGCAUCAGCGCGAUAGACUCGAGACUUAUCGGGAAGUUUGCUGGCGAGUGGUUUGGUCCUACAACCGCAUCUAUCGCUCUGAAGCUGCUUGUAGAGUCUUCUGCGUUUACAGCGGGAAGCAUGCAGAGUCUCAGCAGAGCCACGAAGGCGGAGCUGCUUGUGCAUUUUCGCCUGUAGACGCGUCAUCUGCUGGACGGGGAGGGAGAGCCUCUGCAGAGAACCUCCACAACGAAGCUUUGAGCUAUUCUUCUGAGAAAAUCGGAGACUCGAGCAGCGUGACUGCCCGGCGGGAGGGGCAGGAGGAUGCACAGAGCAUGCGAGCAAACAUGGAAAGCGUAACUGAUGCUACUCGAAGGCAUGCAGCUCCUGCAGCUGCAGAGAAUGCGAGGGUUCCGAAUAGCGGCUGCCAUGAAGGCGUGGUGCUACCCCCCGUUGAAUCCGCUGCGAGGCAGGCUGGCUGCUGGCAGAAGUCGUUUCACGGGGAAGCGCAUGCAAUCAAGGGUGGUCUUGACACUUUAUGCGCGGACAUACUUGCUCAUGCCUGCAUUUAA